GCACUGACCACAGCACAGUUUGAGUUUAGAUAGGUUAUUUUUAUUAUAUUUUUUUGAAUUUUGAUUAGCAAUUUUUAUUUGAAAGGAAUCCUACGAACCUAUUCUACAUUUUAUUAUGUCUAAUGAUAAAUCUACGACCCGCACAGAAGGUGAAUCAAACAGUGAAUCCAAAAAUGAACCAAAUCCAAAAGAAGCCUGGGGUUACGAUUUGUAUCCGGAGAGAAGGGGUACAUUUACGCCAAAAGUUACUAAUAUAUUAUUAGGAAAAGAGGGCAAAGAAGGUAUUGAAAAAUCGAAGUGUGAGAAAAACGUUUAUGACUGUGUUAAAAAUAGUUCAAUAGUGAAACUCAUGAUGGCAGCGCUCCGAAGCUCUGGUUGCCCAGUUGAUAUUCGAAGACAUAUUUCAUGUGAGGUGUGUGAUUACUCUGUCAGUGGAGGGUACGAUCCACAGCUGAAUCAGAUAGUUGUUUGUCAGAAUGUGUCAACAAGAAAAGGUAUGGUGCAAGGCGUCCUGGCCCAUGAGAUGAUCCACAUGUUCGACUACUGUCGCAACAACCUGGACUUCAGGAACAUGGAGCAUUUGGCCUGCACCGAGAUACGGGCAGCCAACCUUACACACUGCUCGUUCACCAGCGCCUGGUCUCAAGGGGAUGCUUCGUGGACUAAAGUCAAACAAGCACAUCAGGAUUGUGUUAAAACCAAAGCUCUGUACUCGGUGUUGGCUGUGCGGCAAAUUGGAAAGGCAGAAGCCGUCGAAGUAAUAGAGAAAGUGUUUCCAAAAUGCUACAAAGACUUGGAACCAAUUGGGAGACGAAUCCGGAGGAAUUCUGAUGACAUGGACAGAGCGUAUAAAGAAGGUUCAUAUUAUGGAUAUGAAUAAAAUAAAAUUAUCUAUAAAAAUACUUUUCAAAAAAUAUUUCAAAAUAGGCAAAUUAAAAAAUUUAUAUCUGAGAAUAAAUUUAUUGUUUUCGUAAUUAUGAACAAUAAAAAAAAUUAUAAAAGAAAUAUUUCUUGUUAAAACAUAGCGUAGGUAAUCAGAAUUUUCAGUAAUGUAGAAAAGAUUGUAGAUAUGUAUUUAUUGUAGAAAUGCAUUAGUUAUAAGCGUAGGUUGAAUAAUAAAAGAUGUGUUUAAUUAUUUAAAAUAA
Bicyclus anynana (squinting bush brown) is the source of this 1145-nucleotide messenger RNA. RefSeq names its product mitochondrial inner membrane protease ATP23 homolog. The transcript is spliced from 5 exons. The record is from RefSeq and is a predicted model, not a curated record. Gene Ontology annotation, cellular component: extrinsic component of mitochondrial inner membrane. The coding region runs from base 116 to 880 and encodes 254 amino acids. NCBI's taxonomy places the organism in Eukaryota, Metazoa, Arthropoda, Insecta, Lepidoptera, Nymphalidae. Gene Ontology annotation, molecular function: metalloendopeptidase activity. Gene Ontology annotation, biological process: mitochondrial proton-transporting ATP synthase complex assembly; mitochondrial protein processing.